Molecule: messenger RNA, 1251 nt
Organism: Bacidia gigantensis
Lineage: Eukaryota; Fungi; Ascomycota; Lecanoromycetes; Lecanorales; Ramalinaceae
Exons: 1
Coding region: 1-1251 (416 amino acids)
Biological process (GO): coenzyme A biosynthetic process
Molecular function (GO): dephospho-CoA kinase activity
Source: RefSeq, a predicted model, not a curated record
AUGCAGUCUGGGGAUAAUACUGGAGAGCAAUGGCUUCUUCUGCUACCUCGUCCGCCCCCUGACGUAUCCUUCCACACCUUGAAAGUAGCCUACCGUCCCAGCCUCACAGCGGCAUUAAAGGAUGCUUCAAAGGUAACGAAACGAGCAAAUGCGUGUACAGUCCUGGAAGUCGGCGUUGCUUUCGAUGUACGAAUGAUCACGAAAUAUUUCGUUAUGCAGACGUUCUUUUCUUUGAUGUACAAGUUGAGUUGUGUCGUUUCUUCAGGCCUUCAGAUUGAUCUACAGUAUGACAAUGAUGUCGACGUGCGUUUCUUUCUUUUUGCAGACUCUAGUUGUCAGGAUGUACAGGCCGAGAAAACUUCAUUAUUCAACCUCGUCGAGCUGAAGGCGCUUGCUGAAUACCAAAAAGCAUGGACCACUCUAUGCUCUGAGGAGAGCGAGAGCGGUGAAGGUCUACUCCAAUCAUUUCUUCAUUAUCGUAGCCAUGCAAAUUUCCAGACUUUACCACCACUUCAGGUGCUCAGAGUCCCGGCCGGAUUGAGUCUAAGGAUUGAAAGCAGUCCCUCGCAGGUGAGCUUGGACUCACCGGAACAAGUGACUGGUGUGGGUCCUCAACAUCGGUCAGUAGCCGUUGGCGGGACCUUUGACCAUUUACAUGCUGGGCAUAAAUUGUUAUUGACUAUGACUGCGCUGGCUCUUUUUCCUGUCCUCAACCAAGAAGACACCCAUGACUUUCGUCUGACAGUGGGUAUCACUGGCGAUGACUUGUUAAAGAAUAAGAAGCAUCGCGAGCAACUGGAAAGUUGGGAGCAACGUCAAAGUUCCGUAAGCACCUUCUUACUCAAUUUCCUACAAAUCUCGCUUCCAGGGGUUGCCCUAAACACCAAAGGCAAGCAAGCGGCCAUCAAAUCAGAAGCCAAAGGAAUGAUGGACGAGCUCAGCCUGGGGCUUCGUAUCAAUUACGCCGAGAUACUUGAUCCUUUCGGACCCACUGUUGAAGAUCCGAAUAUAUCAGCCCUUGUGGUAUCAGCAGAGACGAGGGCCGGCGGUGAAGCAGUCAACAAGAAGCGAGAGGAGAAAGGAUGGGCUGCUCUUGAGGUCUUCGAAGUCGACGUACUAGACAUGGAAGAGACCGAAGCCCCUCCAGGCUCAGAGGUACGAUCGGAAGAUUUCCAGGCCAAGCUGUCAAGUACAGAGAUCAGAUCACGCAUAAGCCACAGAAAAGCAAAGGCAACACCUGCGCAGCAUUGA